GUUCCCAAACACUUUCCCUAGCCCAAGUCUCGCUGACCCUUCGUGCUCCAGCAAACGGCUUCUCUGCCAGCUGUCGGCCCCCCCUCAGGCUUCCACAGCCUUCAAACACACGACCCCGCCUUCGCGUCACGCUUCAAAGCGGCUGCCCCUCCGACCACCCCCGGUCCCUCGAAAUAUCACUCCCUCUCACCUCUACUGCUGCCUCUCACUGCACCCACGCGUCGAGCUACUCCUAGCACGUCCCCCACCCUCCAAUUCCUCUCCGCUAGCGCUGAACCUCCGCCAAGCCCCUCCCCACGUCGCAGCUCGCGUCCGCCCCAAGCCAUGGAGGAGCAAUUAGCCCAACUGCUCGCCGCCACCCAGUCUUCCUCAGAUGCUCCCCGCAAACAAGCCGAGCAGCAGCUUGCAUCGUCGUACGGUCAUGCAGAUUUCCCGCUUGGCCUCGUCGCCAUCGCGUCCCACGAGAGCGUGCCGCUAAAUAUCAGGCAAUCUGCCCUGCUGUAUCUCAAGACCUUUGUGCUGGCCGGCUGGAGUCCGCAGUUUGACGAGUUCAAAGGGCAGAUUCUGAUCUCAGACGAGAAUAAGGCAAGAAUACGGGAGGCUCUCCUGGAAAUCGCGACCCACAAUCACCUGGACCGCAAAGUCAAGACGGCUGCCAGCUAUGUCGUGAGCAAGAUUGCGAGCGUCGACUUCCCCGAGCAAUGGCCGGACUUGCUCUCGAAGUUGAUGCAUGUCAUUCCGAAUGGGACCGAUGGCCAGCUUCAUGGUGCGUUGAAGGUGCUGGACGAGCUUGUCGAUGAUGGCCUCAAUGAUGAGCAGUUCUUUGCAGUGGCGAGGGAUCUUGUGAAGGUCGUGUACGACGUGGCGGUCAAUGAUGCAAGAAAAGCCACGUUGAGGGCAUUGGCAGUCGGCGUUUUUAGGGGCUGCUUCGAUAUCCUCGAGAUGGUCAUGGAGGAUCACAAAGCCGCGGUUAAGGCCUUCGCCGACGAGGUUCUUAGCCAAUGGCUCCCGUUCUUCAUCAGCGUCAUGAAGAUGGGCUUGCCCAACCCACCGUCAAAGCAGGAGGAGAGCGAGGAUGCGCCAAAUGCAGAAACACACAGGGGAAUGGUCUCCCUGAAGCUCCAGGUCGUCAAGGUCCUCAUGCGGAUACGAUCCGUGUUUCCUGCUAUGCUCUCACCACAAAGCCCGGUCCUAUUCUCUGCCACUUGGGAAGAGCUUUCCUCGCUGCAAGCAGCAUAUCACCAGAUGUACAUAGAAGAGGACCGCGACAGCAGAUUGGAAGACGCCGACGGAUUGCCCUACACCUUAGAUUUCCUUGUCCUUGAGGAGCUCGACUUCAUGCAGGCGUGUCUUCGGGCGCCGCCAGUACGAUCUGAGCUCGAGCAGCAACUUCAAAAUCAACAGGGGGCUGAGGGUUCGUGGGUCACUGAGGUCAUGAAGCUAGCUGUUGCCUAUGCCCAAAUCACUACGGAAGAGGAGGGUCUCUGGAAUGUAGAUGUGAACAUCUUCCUCUCUGAAGAGACCAGUGUCACGGCGAAUUAUACCCCUCGGACGGCUUGUGGAGACCUCGUUAUCAAACUUGGCGAAUGGCUUACUCAGCCAACCGUUGAAGGGCUUCUCUCCUACACUCGCUCUCUGUACUCAACAACACCCAGUUGGAAAGCUAAGGAGGCCGCAUUGUACAUUCUAAACCAACUCCUCGGGGAUUUCCAAGAUGUCGACAAGCAAAUUGGGCCAGAUGCAGCCAAGGGAUUUAUCGAUUUUAUCCGCUAUGCGAUGCAACAACCUGAUGUCUUCCUCAGGGCACGCGGACAUCUAGUCGCGGGGAGCCUCACGAGAACUUCUGGUGGAGCUCUUCAAGAGGUGGCGACUUCUUUCCUCGAGGCUUGUUUGCACGCGAUUCCUAACGACGACUCUGAUGUGGUUCAAGUCUCCUGUAUCCGCGCUCUCCAGUACUACCUUCAGGCUCUUCCCUCGACAAUCACACAACCUCUCCAGAAUUCCAUCAUCACAGCAAUUUCAACAUAUCUCCAAGGUCAGGACAUGCAAGAACUCGCGGAGAGUGACGACUUGAUGGUUACAUUGGUUGAAACGCUCCGAGACGCCAUUCUUCUUGACAUAAGAAUAUGUCUCACGGGUACUGGUCUGGAUCUACUAUUCACGGUUGCAAGUCACGGCGCGAAUAACUUCCAAUUAACAAUGCUGGUCAAUGAAACUUUCGAGGAUGUUACAAGUCAGAUUGCUGCGCUUGGUGGUGAUGCAUACAUCAAUCUGUGCGCCAAGGUUCUUCCAUCUCUAACCGGAGCAUUCGACAUUGGUAACAUGACGGAGGAGAAUGCGUUGACUAAUCUUGCGGCUGAGCUCCUCUCUGUCCUUGCCGAACAUGGCUCUGAGCCGCUUCCGAACGGGUUCGUUCAAGCCACUAUGCCAAAACUCAACCGCCUUCUUCUCGGCUCUUCGGACGACGAGCUCCUCAAGUCUGCUACUAUGGCCGUCAAGAAUAUCAUUGCGCACGAUCAUCAGCAGCUCUUCGAAUGGCGCGACGAAACUGGCAAGGGUGGUCUUGAAGUUGUUCUCGUCAUCAUCGAUCGUCUGCUAUCAGCUAGCGUCAGCGAUACUGCUGCCGGCGAAGUCGGAGCACUUGCUGCUGAAGUUGUCGAGAAGGCGGGUGGCGAGCGACUAGGCCCAUACCUUCCGCAACUACUGAGGGCCGUGGCUGUGCGGCUCGGUAGUGCUACACACGCAGCUUUCAUCCAGAGCUUAACGCUGGUGUUCGCGAGACUAAGUCUUGCUAAUGCCGGCGAAGUUGUGGACUUUCUGUCACAGUUGGACUUGGAUGGCGUGAACGGAUUGCAGGUAGUGCUGUCGAAGUGGCUAGAGAACUCAAUCAACUUCGCCGGUUAUGACGAGAUACGACAGAACGUAAUUGCCCUCUCAAAACUUUACGAUCUAAAAGAUCCACGCCUAUCCCACAUCCAAGUCAAAGGAGACCUCAUCGUCCCCCAAGACGGCCGCAUCAUGACCCGCAGCCGCGCACGAGCAAAUCCGGAUCAGUAUACUGUUGUCCCCUCACCGCUCAAGAUCCUCAAGGUCUUGAUCGUGGAGUUGUCCGGCGCGAGUGGGUCGAAUCGUCAAAUCGAUGCUGCUGCUGCUGCGGCGGCGGCGGAGUUUGCGGACGAGGGGAGUGAUGAUGGGGAUUGGGAAGAUGAACCGAAUCCGUUCGAGGAUUUAAGCUCAGCGAUGAGUAAGGAACAGCUCAUGGCUUUUGCAAAUGAUGAACCGGGAAUGAGCAGACAGCAGGAUAAUGAGACGCAGGCUUUCCUAGUCGACUUUUUCGGGAGGGCGGCACAGACAGAGGGGUUUAGGGAGGAGUAUGAAGCGUUGACGCUAGAGGAACAGCAGAGGUUGAGGGAUAUGUCAUAGUGCGUGAUAGACUGAGGACUGCGCCGUGAUGUGGUUUAUAACGGUUCAGGAUACGAAUGAAUACUGGCUGUGGAUGGUGGCCGGAAAUAUGGGGAUGGUUUUCUAAGCAUGUGGCGAAUAGACGGGACGACAGCAUAGCAUGGUAUGGGAUGGUAUGUGGCGGACUCUUCAUCCCGGGUGGCGAAAUUUCGAGUUUAUCAGUAUGGCUUGAAGAAUAUAUAAAUGCGGACCUCUAAGGAGGCUUCCCUUAAGGAAGUCUGCGAUCACCUUAAGUAUAUAGUCUUAAUCUCCUACCUCUUGUAACG
Messenger RNA from Lindgomyces ingoldianus, 3728 nucleotides. Its product is annotated as ARM repeat-containing protein. Lineage: Eukaryota; Fungi; Ascomycota; Dothideomycetes; Pleosporales; Lindgomycetaceae. Gene Ontology annotation, molecular function: small GTPase binding. Bases 325 to 3423 code for a protein of 1032 amino acids. The transcript has 5 exons. Gene Ontology annotation, cellular component: nuclear envelope; cytosol. Gene Ontology annotation, biological process: protein import into nucleus. The record is from RefSeq and is a predicted model, not a curated record.